CCAGGAUCACGUCCGGAGCGUUUGACAUCUGAAAAGCGAUCCUUGAGUGGGAGCUCGCUAUCUGCCGCGGUCUCGAUUCGAGACUCUCGAGAAAGGGAAAAGAAGGAAAUAUGUGAUCUUAACGAUAGAUUUGCCAACUAUAUCGAGAAGGUUCGUUUUCUGGAUGCGCAAAACCGCAAAAUGAUGAACGAUUUGGAGGUAUUUAGAGCUCGUGUCGGCAAGGAUACGAUGAGCACGAAGGCGAUGUUCGAAUGCGAAAUUUCGGUUGGUUUUUCAUUUGUGUUAUAUAUCGUUAUUAUGUUUUUUGUUUAUUUAUUUUUAUUUACAUUUCUAUUGUUAUUACCGUAUUUGAUAUUUUAUAAAAUAAAAGUUCGUUAUAAAUAUAUACAAUUGUUCACUUAA
Messenger RNA from Anisakis simplex (herring worm), 402 nucleotides. Lineage: Eukaryota; Metazoa; Nematoda; Chromadorea; Rhabditida; Anisakidae. The record is from the annotation of a GenBank genome assembly.